AUGUCCUACGAAGUUGGAACGCGUUGCUGGUACCCGGACAAGGAGCAGGGGUGGAUCGGGGGGGAGAUCACGAAGCACCGGCUGGUGGGCGACAAGUACCAGCUCGACCUCACGCUCGAGAACGGCGAAGUGGUCGAGAUCACGGCGCCGAGUGUGGAAGAGGGCUCGUGCGAGGAGCUUCCGCUGUUGCGGAACCCACCGAUUCUUGAGGCGACCGAGGACUUAACGUCGCUCUCGUACUUGAACGAGCCUGCGGUUUUGCACGCGAUCAAGGCGCGGUACGCGCAGCUAAACAUCUACACGUACUCGGGUAUUGUGCUUAUCGCGACGAACCCGUUCGAUCGGGUGGAUCAGCUCUACUCGCAGGACAUGAUUCAGGCGUACGCAGGGCGGCGGCGGGGCGAGUUGGAGCCGCACUUGUUUGCGAUUGCGGAGGAGGCUUACAGUCUGAUGAAGAACAGCAAGCAGAACCAGACGAUCGUGGUGUCGGGCGAGUCGGGUGCGGGCAAGACGGUUUCCGCCAAAUACAUCAUGCGUUACUUUGCGACAGUAGAACAGAGCAAUCUAGUGGGGAGUGGUGGCUCAAUGCAUCACAUUGAGAUGUCGGAGACGGAAAAAAAGAUCUUGGCCACGAAUCCGAUCAUGGAGGCUUUCGGAAAUGCAAAGACGACGCGAAAUGACAACUCUUCACGUUUCGGAAAGUAUCUAGAGAUUCUGUUUGACAAAGAUAUUUCCAUUAUCGGCGCUCGUAUACGGACCUAUCUUUUGGAACGGUCGCGGCUUGUGUUCCAGCCACCCUCGGAACGGAACUACCACAUUUUCUAUCAGCUUUUGGCAGGGUUGCCGGAGGAAACGAAGAAAGAACUGAAGUUGGGUGGUGUAGAGGAAUAUCACUAUAUGAACCAGGGAGGCGCGUCAGAGAUCCAGGGCGUGGAUGACCGCGAGGAGUAUGCUAUCACCACCAAGGCCCUCUCUUUGGUCGAUAUCACAGAGCGCACGCAGACUGCGCUAUUCAAGGUCUUGGCUGCGUUGUUACACAUCGGUAAUAUAGAUGUCAAGAAAACAAGGAAUGAUGCGUCAGUAAGUGCAACUGAUCCUAGCUUGGAGAUUGCAUGUGAGUUGCUUGGCAUUGAUGCAUACAAUUUCGCAAAAUGGAUCACCAAGAAGCAGAUUACGACUAGGUCGGAGAAGAUUGUUUCGAAUCUCAACUACGGUCAGGCCGUUGUGGCUCGUGAUUCCGUUGCCAAAUUCAUAUAUUCUGCAUUGUUCGACUGGUUGGUUGAGAACAUAAAUAAUGUCCUAUGCAACCCAGCAGUGAUAAAUGAAAUUGCGUCCUUCAUUGGCGUCCUUGAUAUCUAUGGGUUUGAACAUUUUGAAAAGAAUUCUUUCGAACAAUUCUGUAUCAAUUACGCGAACGAAAAGUUGCAACAAGAGUUCAAUCAGCACGUCUUCAAGUUGGAGCAGGAAGAAUACGUAAAGGAAGAGAUACAGUGGUCCUUUAUUGAGUUCAAUGAUAACCAACCAUGCAUUGACCUAAUUGAAAAUAAGUUAGGAAUCUUAUCUCUCCUUGAUGAAGAAUCCCGACUCCCAGCUGGUUCGGACGAGACUUGGACACAGAAGUUGUACCAGACUCUAGACAAACCCCCAACGAAUACUGUUUUCUCUAAGCCUCGGUUUGGCCAGACGAAGUUUGUUGUUUCGCACUACGCCCAUGAUGUUGCGUACGACGUUGAAGGCUUCAUUGAAAAGAACAGAGAUACAGUGUCUGACGGCCACCUAGAGGUAUUAAAGGGGUCAACAAAUGAGACUUUGCUUGCCAUUUUAGAAACAAUUGAUAGAAAUGCCGCAAAACUGGCUGAGAAAUUGGAGUCCCAGAAAAAGCCUGGACCUACUACCAGAACUGUUAAUAGAAAACCUACGUUGGGUUCUCUUUUCAAGCAAUCGUUGGUUGAAUUGAUGAGUACAAUUAACUCUACGAACGUACAUUACAUUCGGUGCAUCAAACCGAAUGAAGAAAAGGAGGCAUGGAAGUUCGACAACUUGAUGGUGCUUUCCCAAUUGAGAGCAUGUGGUGUUUUGGAAACGAUUAGGAUUUCAUGUGCUGGGUUCCCAACCAGAUGGACUUACGAUGAGUUUGCCUUAAGAUACCAUAUAUUGGUGCCAUCAACCAAUUGGACUAAAAUCUUUGCCACUGGCACUACUGAAGAAGAGAUCAAUCAGCUUUGUAAAAACAUCUUGGAUACCACAGUUACUGAUAAAGAAAAAUACCAGUUGGGAAAUACCAAGAUUUUUUUCAAGGCUGGUAUGUUAGCGUUCUUGGAGAAGAAGAGAACUGACAAAUUGAAUUCUUCUUCUACUAUGAUCCAAAAGAAGAUUAAGGGUAUUUACUACCGUAGAAGGUACCUCGAGAUCACUAAUGCUAUCAAAAGAACCCAUUCUGUGGCAAAAGGUAAUCUUCUUCGUGCUCGCAUUGACUUGGAAUUCAAGACGUGGGCAGCAAUCACAAUUCAGUCUCUGUACAGAGGAUCCCUUAUUCGCCGCGAUACCAUCCAUCUGUUAGAUUCCAUCAUCAGGACUCAGUCUCUCUUGAGAAGAUCAUUAGCUCGCAAGGAAUUGAGGGCAAGACUCGAAACUGAUGCUGCUAUAACGAUUCAGAAGAACAUUAGAGCAUUCAAACCAAGGACAAGUUACAUUACAAAUAGAAGAAGUACUAUUGUUGUGCAAUCCUUGGUGAGAAGAAGAUUCGCAAAGCGGAAGCUAGAAACUUUGAAACAGGAGGCGAAGUCCGUCAGCCACUUGAAGGAAGUAUCAUACAAACUAGAAAACAAGGUCAUCGAGUUGACAGAGUCGUUGGCUGCUAAGGUCAAGGAGAACAAAGACUUGAAUUCCCGGAUUAAAGAGCUACAGUUGUCUCUAAACGAAUCUGCCAAUAUUCGGGAAUUGUUGAAGACCAAGCAGGAAGAGUAUCGGAAAUCCAUCGAUCAACAGAAGGAUACACACGCUGCUGCCUAUGAAGAGGUUACUGGUAGAUUGACUCUUGCGAUGAAAGAAGUCGAUGAUGCCCGGCAGGAGAUUGACCAGUUGAAGUCCAAGCAAGAGGACUUAAAGUUGGAGGUAAAGGCGAAGAUUGAAGAACUUUCGAAGGUUAGACAAGAUUUGUCUGAUUCUAGAACGCAGAAUUCAGAUUUGUCGAACGAGGUCUCGUCAUUGAAAGAGGAAAUUGCUCGCUUGCAUAAUGCUAUUCGCAAUGCUCCUGCCACUGGCACCUUAUCGCCCACUAGGAGUAAGCGUAUUAGCUCUUACAGCGGUUUAGACAACAUCGGCUCACCUAAACAGUGGAAUGUUGUCUCCCUGAAUAACGGGCUGAUGGAGGAAGAGACUAGGUCCAUUAUGUCACAACUUUCUCAGAUAAACGACGAGCUAUACAAAUUGUUGAACGAUGAUAGACCCUUGACAUCCGAAAUUGUAGAGGGAUUGUUGAAGAGCGGUAAGAUCCCCCAGCCAGGAUUUGCCGCCAACUUAACCCGGAAGGAGGUAUUGUAUCCUGCUAGGGUUUUGAUUAUCAUUUUGAGCGAUAUGUGGAGGUUAGGAUUAACCGAGCAGAGCGAAAGGUUCUUAGCUGAGGUCUUAUCUACGAUUCAAACGUUGGUGACGAACUUAAAGGGUGACAACGUGAUUAUAAACGGUGCCUUCUGGUUGACCAACGUGCGUGAGCUGUACUCCUUUGCUAUUUAUGCGCACGAUUCUAUCCUAAACGAUAAUGCCUACAUUAAGGAUUUGAACGAGGAUGAAUACAAGCAGUACGUCACACUUGUGAGUGUUUUGAAGGAUGACUUUGAGUCAUUAAGCUAUAAUAUCUACAACAUUUGGUUGAAGAAAUUGCAAAAAGAAUUGGAAAAGAGGGCCGUUUCAGCUGUUGUUAUGUCUCAGUCUCUUCCAGGGUUCAUUGUACCUGAAUCCUCUGCUUUUUUGCCAAAGAUAUUCUCGAGCUCCAGCAGCUACAAGAUGGAUGAUAUUCUAACUUUUUUCAACACGAUAUACUGGUCCAUGAAGGCGUACCAUGUGGAAACGGAAGUGUACCGUGAGGUCAUAAUGUCGUUAUUGCGGUACGUUGAUGCCAUCUGCUUCAAUGACUUGAUCAUGAAGCGGAACUUCCUGUCUUGGAAGCGUGGCUUGCAGUUGAACUACAAUGUGACGAGAUUGGAGGAGUGGUGCAAGGUUCAUCACAUUCCCGAAGGUAGCGAUUGUCUAGAACACAUGCUGCAGGCUUCAAAGUUGUUACAGCUAAAGAAGGCCAACAUGGAGGACAUCAACAUUAUUUGGGAGAUCUGUUCCUCUUUGAAGCCAGCUCAAAUCCAGAAAUUGAUUUCGCAGUACUCCGCCGCAGACUAUGAAGUACCUAUCCCUCAGGAGAUCCUCAGCUUCGUGGCAGACAGAGUCAAGAAGGAGUCUGCGCUCUCCAAUGACGGCAAGUCGGCCUCACACAGCAGUGACAUCUUUUUGCCCGUGGCCACCGGUUCUUUCGCGGAUCCGUUCAGUCAGAUAGAACCACGCGAGAUCAACAAGAUAGAGGCUCACAUUCCGGCUUGGUUGAACUUGCCAAUAUCAAGACGGGUCGUAGAGUUGAUUACAGAAAAUGUCUCUGCUCAGGAAUCCCAGGCACAGGACUUGGAGUAG
Eremothecium gossypii ATCC 10895 is the source of this 4677-nucleotide messenger RNA. It is a transcript of the gene MYO2, whose product is annotated as myosin 2. Lineage: Eukaryota; Fungi; Ascomycota; Saccharomycetes; Saccharomycetales; Saccharomycetaceae. Gene Ontology annotation, cellular component: actin cytoskeleton; myosin complex; vesicle. Bases 1 to 4677 code for a protein of 1558 amino acids. Gene Ontology annotation, biological process: vesicle transport along actin filament; actin filament organization. The transcript has a single exon. Gene Ontology annotation, molecular function: actin filament binding; microfilament motor activity; ATP binding. The record is from RefSeq and is marked provisional.